Messenger RNA from Thamnophis sirtalis, 2105 nucleotides. The record is from RefSeq and is a predicted model, not a curated record. NCBI's taxonomy places the organism in Eukaryota, Metazoa, Chordata, Lepidosauria, Squamata, Natricidae.
UAUUCCACUGCACCACCAGGACAAUCCGUUUUGAAAAAGGAAAACAGUUAUAGUUGAUGUAUCGUCUAUGGUUUUGACUCUCGCGAUGAAGGGGCUUUAUCUCGGGGUGGAGAGGAAGCUAAGAGUACGAUGCGCACGUUGCGCACGCGCAAUGAAAGUUAAGGUUUGCCUAUGAAUAAUUUAAAUAACCCUCCUCCUAACUGGAACAUUCAACCUAAUGCAAGAAAUAAUGAAGAUCAUGGAAGCAAAUGGAAUUAUGCUUUGUUGGUUCCAAUGCUGGGAUUGGCUGCCUUCCGUUGGAUUUGGUCCAGAGAAUCUAAGAAAGAAAUAGAAAAAGAGAAAAGAGAGGUCUAUAGAAAAUUGUCUUUUGUACAGAAAGAGCUUGAAUCUAAAUAUCGCGAUAUAAUUAUAGAAAAUCGCAGAAUGGUUGCCCACUUGGAAUUAGAAUUGGAAAAAGAACGGAACAGAACCCUAAGUUAUCGCAAUGCACUCAUCUCUCAAAGUUACAAAUUGGUAGAAGAAAGAAGAACUUUGGAACAAGAGAGGACAAAGGUGGAACAAGAGAAGCAGAUUCUGCAGGAUUCUGGUGCUGCAGGUGCUUUGUAUAAGAACUGCUUGGAGAAGGAAGAUCAGUGGCAAACAAAAGCCUCUAUUUUACUAAAAGAGUUUGAAGAAGCUUUAAUGGAAAGGCAGGAUAUGUAUUGCAGCCUUAUACUGCCAAGAUAUCAUCGGUUGGCAGUAGAGAAAAAAAUGCUAACCAAAGCAACAACUAAUCCAAUUGGUUUGGAACUGGAACUGGAAGCUGGGCUGAAAGAUAUUUUCAGAUAUGAUACCUCUUGCAGCAAUUUAUUAAAUACCAAUAAAAAUCAAAAUGGAAAGCUCAUGUGGAUCUACCUUCGAUAUUGGGAGUUAUCUGUCGAAGUCAGAAAAUUUAAGAAGGCAGAGAAAGUAUUUUUGGGAAACACUGGCUAAAGCUACACCAUCUCUAGCUUGUAUUAUAUCAAUGUAAUCCUCUCCAGAUUUGUUAAAAUUUAAUCCACAGAAUCCUCAUACUGGUUUGUGAUAUCAAUAUAACUUUGUGAGGUAUAUAUCAGUGUCUUUAGUUACUGUCAUAACUACAUUCAUAAUCUAAUAAUACCAGUCUUCUUUUGAUUAAUCUAAAUCUGUAUUGGAUGUUACCAUAUUAAUGUAUGGCAACUAAAUAUAUGUGGUUUUUGUAUUAGCAGUGCUAGUAUGUUCAAUAGGAUUUAUUUAAAAAUAGUAUUUCCACAUUUCUACAGUCCUUUCUAUGCUGUCAUGCUUUUCAUUCUUCAGACCCUCAAACAAAGGUAGUCCUUGACACACAACUAUAAUGGAGACUGGUUGUAAUGGUUGUAAAAUGUUAUGACCAUUUUGCAGCAGUUGUUAAGAAAAUCCCUGAAGUCGUUAAAAGAAUUACUGGUUCUCUAUGGGUGCAAUUUUGCCAAAAAUAGGAGUGCUAGCUUUUGGCAAAACUGUUGUAAAAUGUGGUCACGUGACUGCAAAUGGCUAUAAAUAUCGCCAUGUUGCCAAGUUCAGUCAUGUGACUACAGACUGGGCCCAACUAUGGAAACUUUGAAUCCAGGUUAUAACCCCCCCCCUUUUUUUAAAUUGUAACUAUGAUUGGUAAUAACCAAGUUGAGACUAUGUACAGCAGAUACAAUCCAUUCCCUAUAUAUUGAUCAUCCUGACACAUGGUUAUCCUUACAAAUUGCCAACUUAAACAUAGAGAUCAUCAUCUCAACGAUGAAAACUAUGUCCAAUCAAUCAGAUUAAUGUUUAAAAUAUGUGAUUUCAUUGAUAUUUACAAAGGAAAGUAGUUAAAUGCAAAGAAUAAGAAUGGGAUUCUAUUUAUGUCUUGCAGUUAUUAAAUAUGUUUGCCAAUACAUCCAGUAAAAAGAAUAAGGUAUUUACUGCCUGAAUAGAUGAAUUUUUGAUGAACACAUAUUCUGGUAGAGAGACUUUCCCUGAGGAUUGGUUGUAGCACUAAUGCGAAAGCUAGGAAAACUAAACCUCCUGUCCCAGUGACCAACCCAGAUUGGAUCCUGCAACAUUAUCUUGGCAUAUAUACACUAUAUUGCCAGAAG